AUGGUACUUUCAUACGAGGGUGUCGCUCAAGGGUGAGAAUGUACUUUUCGGUGUUAUUGUUGUUUGUUUCGUGCUUGAGAAUAAAUAAGGCAACGGGUAUCGUUGUAUCCAUUCUUUACGUUAAAUAAAAGAUGAGAAACUUUGACUUGACGAUGAAUAAUACGGGUUGUGCAACUUGUACACUCGAACCACCGCCUGAUAUUCUUCAUAUACCGCCGCCGCCGUUUCCAGCAAUUCUCCAGCAAAGCUCCGAUUUUUAUCCGCACACGGACUUGUUGUCGUUCCCACCUCACCUAAAUGACAGCCCUUGCAAACAUUUCUGCGACCGCCGCUCCGAAGGGGUCCAAUACAUUGAAAUGCCGCAACAAGGGACAGUAUUUGACGACACGUGGUUGCUGGUCCUACUAUCCUCCUGCGCCGGUGUAAUUUUCAUAGGCAUUGUACUAGCGAUAUUACUCUUGAAAUGCAAGUUCAACAGAAGUGGUAAGAGCGGCGUGAUUUCCAUACCAAAUGCGACAUCUAGUAUACAAGCGAAGAACGGGAGGAUUCAAAACGAGGCUGUUCUCUAUCCCUGUGCAGCUGACACUAUGCAGGACAGCCGCGUGAUGUGGGCCACACUUACACCACGAGGUACCACCAGACACUAUCUGGAGGAGCAUACUUACGAAACAAUUGGCGGUGGACAAUUCCACAAGCGUGCCUGUUCAACUACGCCAACUGAACAUGUAAAACUUAAGACUUACGCAGAUCCGCCGGUCACCACUCCGAUUCAGAAUCGCUUGAAGGACGACAAAGCCUUUGAUAACACUGCGUUUGUAGAUUACGAAGAACCGUCGUUAAUAAAAACUGAUUAUUACCAGCUCAAUGAUGUUCUGGAGUCAAACGAUCCAGGUAUACCAAGAGGAACAUCACGUCCACGUGUCAGUUCGCCGACACGAAUCGAACAUCCAAAUUUACCACCCCUUAAUCUCCACCCUCACAAACGUUCUUCUCGCAAAGGAUCUGCUACACCACAAGCUUCGGAUACAUUAUUAAGAAGUAGCAUCACAUCGUCUACAUAUAUCCCUACUAUAUAAAUUUCACGUCCAAUCUUUGUUAUAUUUAAAGGCUUAUAAGCAGCGUACAGAACACAAGUACAUUUUGUAUACGUUAUCUUUACAUCUAGUCACUAUAAACAAGAAAAAAAAAAAAGAAUAACUGCCAGUCAAAUAAAACGACCUAGUUGUUAGCUAAUACAUGUAAAUUAUAUAUACUUCCUUCUUUAAUUAAUUUAAAAUUCUAGUAAUGUGAUCAAGUUAGCAUAUUUAGAUAUAUAACAUUAUGAAUAUGUUAAAUUUGUAUCGUGUAUGAACUUACAUAUGUCAAAUAAAAUUUAGAGAUAUAUGUAUAAAUUAA
Molecule: messenger RNA, 1395 nt
Organism: Frieseomelitta varia
Lineage: Eukaryota; Metazoa; Arthropoda; Insecta; Hymenoptera; Apidae
Exons: 6
Coding region: 132-1076 (314 amino acids)
Source: RefSeq, a predicted model, not a curated record